Molecule: messenger RNA, 885 nt
Organism: Orbilia oligospora ATCC 24927
Lineage: Eukaryota; Fungi; Ascomycota; Orbiliomycetes; Orbiliales; Orbiliaceae
Exons: 3
Coding region: 1-885 (294 amino acids)
Source: RefSeq, a predicted model, not a curated record
AUGAUCAAUUUAUUCAGUAAUAUAGUUGCCGUAGUCGCUGUUUCCGCGGUAGGCGUCUUCGCAGAUCUUAAAAACAAAACCGAUUAUCCGGACGGCCUCUCAGGCCCCUUCACCCCUGGGCUUAAUAACUAUACGGAAGCCCCCCUCGAGUGGUUUACUCCAUGGGGCGCCGGCUGGAUCCCCAAAGGAUGUAAAGACCGUUUCAUUGGAAAAGGAUACGAUGCAGAUGAUGCUGAAGUCUUCAAUAUUAAAUACACCGACUGUGACCAGGCGUGGACGUUCUGUCGCCACAAAGAUGCCCAGCUCAGCCUUAAGGAUAUGGCAGACUCUUUUGGGAGAAUGUCUGUUCAUAUGAGGAGUUUGGUUCGACACCCAAUUGCUCUACCAGCAUCGAGUGGUUGCUCUGCCCUAGCGUAUACAGAUAUUGGGGAUGUUGUCAUGCUUGGAAAUUGCAAGGGCCUUACCGUCUGGCUACAUGAGACAGGACACCAACUUGAUGCUCGCCUAAAACCCUCUAAUCGGUUCAGUGGCACGACACCUUGGUUGGAAGCUCUUGAACGUGACACCUGCGUCCCAGAUAGCUAUGCAAAUACUAAUACCGUCGAGGAUUUCGCUCAAGUCGUUGUCGUCGCUCAACACGAGACCCUUCUCGGCUACAAGCCUGAAGAAGCAUUCCCGGGUUGCUUAGACCAACGCCAAAGUCUUUUGGAGCGCACAUUCCAGUCAGAUUAUCUCGAGUAUGUCGGCCGCUGCAGCAAUCGACCUAGAGAUUUCGAGAUAGUUUCGACAAAGACAACUAAGAGGGAGAAGAUGAAGAUGAUGAAGCGCGCUAAGGCACAGGAGGGCAAUGAUCCAAACGUCGUUGGACCUUGUUCAUUUCCGUAA